CCCUGCUCCAUCAUCAUCACAGCGAACAACAAGUGAAGAAAUCAUGAAUCAUCAGUCGGGGCCUUCAGUCGAAGCUUAGAUCAUUCAUUGCAGAUCGGCUCGCUUUUAAGAGUCUAGUUACAGCAGCUAAUACUCGAAUAAAAACAUUUUAAGUGGUUUGUAUUAACGUAGCGGGACCGGCGGCCUAUAUAUAUAUUUUUUAUUAUUUAUUUUUUUGUGAAAGAUGGCCGACAACGGAGCACACCAGACCGAGGAGGACCCGGCCGCAGCUUUCCUGGCUCAACAGGAGAGUGAGAUAGCGGGGAUAGAGAACGACGGAGACGGGCCCGGGUCGCUGGAAGGAGCCGGUGGUUUGCAGCCCUCCAUGUCGGACACCUAUGACGGGUUUGAAGAUGAGCCUGCCACACUGAACGGAGACAUGUUUCAGGAGUCCAAUGGCCCCACGGACAGCUAUGCAGCCAUCGCCCAGGUGGAUAUUCAGAGGCAAGAGCCAGAAAGUUUACGCAAGUGGAGGGAGGAGCAGAAGGCACGCCUUGAGGAAUUAGACACGGCGUCUAAGAAGGCAGAGGAAGAGUGGAGAGAGAAAGCCAAGAAGGAGCUGGAGGACUGGCACGUACAUCAGAGCGAGCAGAUGGAGAAGAACAAGGCCAACAACAGACUCUGUCCACGUCUGGCACGGAUUGCUGACAAGGCUUUCUACAAACAGCCCAACUCUGAUGUUAUAGGCUUCGUAGCCUCCGAGGAGGCUUUCCUGGCGGAGACCGACGGCGACAGCCCCGGGACUGAGUGGGAGCGGGUGGCCCGCCUCUGCGACUUCAACCCGAAAACCAACAAGCAGGCGAAGGACGUUUCCCGAAUGCGCUCCGUCCUCAUCUCUCUCAAACAGACGCCUCUGGUUCGCUAGGGGGCGCCGCGAGGAGCUGUAGAAACAUUUUUGCCUUUUCAGUUUUAAUCUCGCACUGCAUCAGAAGGAUUUGUACGCCCUUUUUUUUUUUUCCAUAAAAAUCUGGUGUGUUUAUAACCUUAAAACGAACUUCCUGCCUUUCUCAAUGCCUAUUAUAAUCGAACGAUGUACUGACUCUCUUGUGAGAAGAUGGACUGUUGUUACAACGUCCUUUAGCUGGUUAGCUUCACCACUGCUAAACUUAAGAAAAUAUUGUUACUGUAAGUUAAACAUUUUCCUUUCCCCUUUAACUUAUAAAUUAUUAGGUCAGCUUUUUUUGCAUGCCUCUGUCAAUGUCUUAGAUGCACAGAUUUUAGUUUGUUGUUUUUUUUUUUUAUUCUUUGCAUUUUGGUCAAACACAUACUGAUUAUUAAGCACUACUGCAGAUUAGAUUGUAACCACUGAAUGCCUCUCGUCAGUCUAGAACCACAAACACCUUCUUCUAAUUACCGUAUUUAAGGUAGCUAGCAUUUUUUUUUUUUCCUCUUUCACAUAAAUAAGCUUGUGGCCUUUGUGAUCUAGCUCUUACUCCAGUUUUGAGGAUGUAUCCGGAUGGAUUUUCAAUCAAUUAGACAAGACUUCAGCAAAAAAAAAUCAAAUAAAUCAUAAUAAUAAUAAUAACAAUAAUAAUGAUCACAACCAAAGAUUUCUGCUAUUGUCUAAAUUUUCACGUGAUUUGCAGCUUUUCUGAGCAAAAGUUUUAUCAAGUUUUAACAAAUUCUUCCUUUUUUUUAAAAAAAAAAUGUUCUUAAAGAAAAAAACACGGUAAUGUCUGCACAUUGUUUCACAUGUUGCCUAUAUGGACAUUAUGAACACCGAGAGAGUGAAUGUUAAAAGGGAACUGGAAAAUAAAAACAGUGGAGUAUGAUCACCUCAA
Messenger RNA from Mugil cephalus (flathead mullet), 1820 nucleotides. RefSeq names its product clathrin, light chain B (gene cltb). Bases 224 to 904 code for a protein of 226 amino acids. Gene Ontology annotation, cellular component: synaptic vesicle membrane; postsynaptic endocytic zone cytoplasmic component; clathrin coat of trans-Golgi network vesicle. Gene Ontology annotation, molecular function: structural molecule activity; clathrin heavy chain binding. NCBI's taxonomy places the organism in Eukaryota, Metazoa, Chordata, Actinopteri, Mugiliformes, Mugilidae. The record is from RefSeq and is a predicted model, not a curated record. Gene Ontology annotation, biological process: intracellular protein transport; clathrin coat assembly; clathrin-dependent endocytosis. The transcript is spliced from 7 exons.